CCGGGAGUCCGAGAGGCGGCCCGGGCCGUUGGGACGGUCACGGGGCCCCGGAGGUGCCGGCGCAGGCCGCGUUCGCGUCCCCACAGUUUUUGCCAGGGAACCUUUUAUGGGGGUUUGUUUUCUUCAUCACUGACGGUCUCGUGCUGUUAUUUGUAUGAAAAUGAGAAACCGCCCCCACGCUAUCCUCUACACGACUGUUUCCACGAUCUGAAUUGUUUUGACGUAGCAAUUUUGCAUUUCCGUCACAGUAAAAUUCCCAUUUUUUAAAAAAAGAUCUAUUUUGCCUUUGGAAGCCCCAGGUAACCGUGGAAACCUAUUUUUACCUUUAGGUUAUUCUUUGUAGCACAUUCAGAAAAUGGUGGUGUGUUGACUUGAGUAAUUGUACAAAAGAAACAUUUCGGGGUAAUGUAGAAUUCAGCCCUCUUCAGAACACUUGACUUAGCUUAUUAAAGCGAACUGAAGCAGAAGUCUGGGGACCCAGUAGGAGGGGCCCUGUUUCCAGAACUCGGGUCCUGCGCCAGGAAUUUUUGCCAGGCAACGUCAACUGCCACUACCGCCUCUAAGAGCAAUCUAUUCUUCUGUCGUUUGAUUAGUUAACUAUGUUUAUGCAGUAACCAUUAUUUUGGAAAAUGCAAACGUUUUCAACUUCGGUUGUGGUUAAUUGUAAAAUGUGAUAUACGUUAAAACGUUCAGCUUGAGAUAACUAAAGCACAGUAUUGGCUUCACCUACCUUUUCUUGAUGCUUAAAACCUGGAAAAUAUCUUUCUUGUUUUGUUUUAUUUUCAGUUCCCAAACAUCACAGAUUAUACUUAACUAGUAUGCAAGAGGAACACAUUUCUUCUUCAUCCGUUGAAAAACAAUGGUCUUAAAAGCUGAGUUGUGUCUUCAGUAUUUCACUGAAGUGUUACAGUGUUUGAGGCCAGAGAAAGCCUCCAAGAUUGACCUUUUUAACUUCCUAAGUCAGUAAACUUGACUGGGUGUUUUUGCAAGACAAUGUAAGAAGCAGCCUUUGUCCAAAGGUUUUUACCCACCCAACGUAUAUGUGUAUACACAGAAUUGUUUGAGAGGAAGGUAGGUUGUGACUUGACUUUAUAGUACAUAUCUUUGUGCUUGGUUAGUUAUAGGCCAUAAUGGUCAAAAAACUUGUGCGACUGGAGAGGAAAGAGACCAAAAAAUGGAAAAUUAGCUACUAGAAAGAAUAGUCAAGUUGGAGAAUGGACGAGACUUGUUUGCUGAUUUGGUAUGACAUGAGAACAAACCUGAUAAUUACAUCACUUCCAUCAAAGUUUUGCUGUUGAGGCUUUGUUUAGUAGUAUUAUGUAAUAUAGUAUAUUACUUAAUGUAACACUUUAAUGUACCACCUAUAAAGUUUUUGAAUGAUGUGCUCUUGACAUGGAAGUGUUUUAUAGCUAGUAUUGAGGAGGGCUGAUUUUAAGACGGAAGGUGGCCAGUUCGGCAGUUAAAGAUGAGCCUGGGCUUUAAGGAAAUUCAUAAGAAGACGUGACAAGACUGGCCGUGCAGCAUCACAUUCUAAACGAUUAGAGCUCAGAACACAUGUCCCGUGGUAAUGAGCUUUUAAGUUUUUAAACUAUAAGUAGCUAUUUUAAGACGAUUUAAGAUUUUAAUCAAUUUUGAUUGAUUUUAAAAAUAUUUAAAAACCGUGGAUGUAAAUCUUGUCUGUUUAAGACAAAACCGAUUACCCCUUAUCUCAAACGCUCCACAAAAUCUCGACCUCUUGGCCAGAUUCACUCUUCCCUCCAAUCUCACUAUCCCAGGAAAUCCCGCCUCUUCUCUGUGACGUCAUCACCCAUGAAUUAAAUCAUCUGAUGUUAAUCAUCAUAUUCAAACUGAUCUCUUGCUCCUGGAUUCUUCCUGCCUGUAGUUUAUUCCCCAAACUGUUGUUCCUAGCCUUGUCUAAUCAAAGGUAAUUUUCGAGUUCUUUUCCUUUUCUCUCUAUACUGUUUAAGUAGAGGCUCUUAUCUUCCUGGAAUUCUUGGGUGGGUGUAGGUCUGUGAACUCUACUGAAAUUGAACUUAAACUUUUGUGCCCAAGGGCUUCUUUCUGUUUUUUUAUUAGAUUGUAGAGACUACAGACCACCCUCCUUCCACCCUCUCCCCUAACUCCCUGAAAGGCAGAGGCACUGCUCUGAGGAGUCACGUCAGAAACUAUGCAUGUCUGAUUUUCUUUUUAAGCACUUGCCUCCGUCCCUUUGUGGACUGUGGUUUGCGGCUUUAUCUCGAUUUUGGCGUCUCUUGCCAGCUGCUCUUGGACGUGCUGCCUUUGGUCCCGUUCUCCGUUCCUGCGGUGCUGCCUUCCGUUAUGUUUUAUCCUGUCUAUUGUCUGCAGUGCAUACGAACAUGGGAUUCAACUUCCCUGCUUCAGGAAAAGAAAGUGCCCUCAAAGGGGAGGCUCUCCUAAAAGAACGCAGAAGUUGGGGACAAGUCCCCCGAGCGUCUCCGACCCCAUAUGGCUGCAGAACCGAGACGGUCUUUGGCCCGAUCCCCAGCUGACCAGGCUCCCGAGGAGGAUCUUGUCAUUGUCAAGGUGGAGGAAGACCAUGGCUGGAACCAGGACUCAAGUCUGCAUGAAAAGCGUCCCCCCGGCCAAGAGCUGUUCCGCCUGCGCUUCCGGAAGCUAUGCUACCAGGAGACACAGGGGCCCCGCGAGGCGCUGAUCCAGCUCCGGGCGCUCUGCCACCAGUGGCUGCGGCCUGACUUGCACAGCAAGGAGCAGAUCCUGGAGCUGCUGGUGCUGGAGCAGUUCCUGGCCAUCCUGCCCACGGAGCUGCAGGUCCUGGUGAAGGAGCAUCAGUUGGAGGACGGUGAGGAGGUGGUGACCCUGCUGGAGGACGUGGAGAGGCAGAUCGACAUACUGGGACGGCCGGUCCCAGCUGGCGCACUUGGACACAGGGUCCUCUGGGAGGAGAGGCUGCCCUCAGAGCCCACGCCGGAGCCUGCGGAUGCUCAGCCCCAGCCUGUGGCCGCCCAGCACACACCCACGGUGCUCCCGGGGCCGCAGGAGAGCGCCGGAUCUGCUUCUCAGAGUCCCACUGCUUCCCAGAAAGGAAGUCCCGGAGACCAGGUGACAGCUACACUUCUAACAGCGGGCUUCCAGACUCUGGAGAAAAUCGAAGACAUGGCCGUGUCCCUGAUUCGAGAAGAGUGGCUUCUCGAUCCAUCCCAGAAGGAUCUGAGUGGAGAUAACAGGCCAGAGAAUUACAGAAGCACGUUCUCCCUGGGUGGUGAGACCAGGAAUGAGAACAGGGAAUUAGCUUCGAAACAGGUAAUACCUGCCGGAGCCCACCCACAUGGAGAGACGGCUGCCAAGUGCAACGGGGAUGCUGUCGGGGGUCUUGAGCAUGGAGAAGCUCGAGACCUUCUGGGCAGAUUAGAGAGGCAGCGGGGAAAUCCCACCCAAGAGAGACGACAUAAGUGUGACGAAUGUGGGAAGAGCUUUGCUCAGAGCUCAGGCCUUGUUCGCCAUUGGAGAAUCCACACUGGGGAGAAGCCCUAUCAGUGUAACGUGUGUGGGAAAGCCUUCAGUUACAGGUCAGCCCUUCUGUCCCAUCAGGACAUCCACAACAAAGUAAAACGCUAUCACUGUAAGGAGUGUGGCAAAGCCUUCAGCCAGAACACAGGCCUGAUCCUGCACCAGAGAAUCCACACUGGGGAGAAGCCGUACCAAUGCAGUCAGUGCGGGAAGGCCUUCAGCCAGAGUGCCGGCCUGAUCCUGCACCAGAGGAUCCACAGUGGGGAGAGACCUUACGAGUGUAAUGAGUGUGGGAAGGCCUUCAGUCAUAGCUCGCACCUCAUUGGACAUCAGAGAAUCCACACUGGGGAGAAACCCUAUGAGUGUGAUGAGUGUGGGAAAACCUUCAGGCGGAGCUCACAUCUCAUUGGCCAUCAGAGAAGCCACACUGGGGAGAAACCCUACAAGUGCAACGAGUGUGGGAGGGCCUUCAGUCAGAAGUCAGGCCUGAUUGAACACCAGAGAAUCCACACCGGAGAAAGACCCUAUAAAUGUAAAGAGUGCGGGAAAGCUUUCAAUGGGAACACGGGCCUCAUUCAGCACCUGAGAAUUCACACAGGGGAGAAGCCUUAUCAGUGCAGUGAGUGUGGGAAGGCCUUCAUUCAGAGGUCGAGUCUCAUUCGACAUCAGAGAAUCCACAGUGGAGAAAAGUCUGAAUCCAUAGGCGUCUAGGAAGAAACUCGGGUCGUAGUGUGGGCAUUGUUCAGCCUUAGAGAAACCACACGCACGUGAGAGGGCUUUCAGGGUACUGAAAGCGCAGGAAGUUUGUCCUCAGCGCAGCCUUCCGGAGGGUCAGAACCGGUGGCGGAGUUAGGACAGCCGUUCAGUGUUUGCGCCAGUGCCUUGAUGCAGGUGGGUUAGUGUGACUGUCUUUGGGGGUCCUGAUGGAGUGGAGCUCCGAAGGCCUAGUGUCUCCUGUAGAAGCUUAAAGUAGCAGUAGAGCGGGUUACUUGCUGGAGUGCGAAGCACUUAGCUCUGUCUUUUGGGUGAGUAGCUGUAGGUUUGAGAGAGGCGGCUCCUGGUUCCUCUGCCUCGUCCCGUCUCCUGUAUCCCCGUCUCCGUGUACUCAUAACCCUGAAGUUGCACUCAUGCGGCUCACCUGAUCGAAGCAGCCUCUGGGUGAGGUUUACGUUUGCGUGUAGCUCUCUGAGAUCCCAGUUCUGUAGCAGUUUUUGCAGACAGUUAAUGGAUUUAUGCUUCAGUGUGCAUUUUAUUUUAUUCUGAGGUUCCUGAUACUGGAGAGCCGUAUCCCCACGUAGACUUGGAAUGCUACAUUUUUAACAGUAUUUUUCUUCACAUGUCACUUUGGCCCCACGGAGUCAUUGACACCCAUAUGUACCCUUCAGCACACCCGGCCCCAGUGCCCAUGUUAGCUAAGGACGUGGACGCGUUAGUGAUGGUUGUGGGCGUGUGCAGAGAGCGAGGGGAGGGGAGGUCAGCCCGCUGCCCUUGGGCGUGGAUGGUUGGACCUUUUGGUGACUCUGGCUGUCCUCUUCACUGUCCCGCUGUACACUGUGGUGCAAGUACGUGUUCACACUCUGCUACGUGUGGCAUCACGUGGGAGGAAGGAGACAGGGACUUGAAGAAGAGUUAAGUCCCCACAGAGAACGUACACUUGUCCCUGUCGGCCCAUCACAGUACUGCUCUCUGGCUCCUGACCAGGUGGUCUGUCGCUCUUGUCAUGACCCUGGACCCCCUCCUUCUGUGGCCUCUGCACCUCACUCGUCAUUCUCUUUUGGAGUCACCGUUAGCUAUGCAUGUCUACAGUGGCUGCCUCUCGAGCGCUUCAGCCCACGGUUCCUCGCUUCUGAAUCCUGUAGUCCAGCCCACCGUCACCGGGCGCUGUGUUUCAUCUUUGAGGCUUGCGGCGUGCUGCCAGGGGACUUUGCGUGGAGCAGUGAGGCUGGUUUAAAGGGACAGGAGAACUUAGCAUCCACAUGUGGGUUGGCCCUUCGAUGGGGCGGUUGUGAUUUAAAGGCCAGUAGACCUGUCGCUGCUCCAGAUGUUCUGAACGCUCUCAAAUCCCCUUUUGAUAAACCAUGCAAGAAACACGGUGUUUCUCUCGAUUCACAUCUCAUUUUUGGCCGUUUGGUUACCCACUUAUUCACUCGAUUCGGAGUUGAGUCACUUUUGGCCAUUUACAAAGUCAUCUGUCACAGCUGGCACCGAUUCCACUACACCUGCUCAGGAGAAUAGGGUGUCCGUUCGGAUGAAAACCCAGGAGCAGCACGUAACCGCUCAGUGACCGUUCUGAGCACGGACAGCACUUACCACGCAAGUUCCCUAAACACUGUUCUUCAAAAUCAGUCAUGAAACCUUACACCAUAAAGGUCCACCUUUGGGAUCAUAAGUCCCUUCCCUCUAACAUCCCUUCACCACCACCGUCGUCAAGGCUGCCGACACCUGUCUCAGCAAGUCGCUGGUCCCAGCUGUCAUUUGUCGUCCUGGUUUCCUUGGUUAACUUUUCAAAACAGCGCUUUUCGUUGUCGUUCGUUUUCUUAUUCUUCCUUUUGCUUCUCCCCACUCUUCUCCUUUUGGCUCAUAUGUUACCAUCCCUAAUUCUCUCAUACUUGAAACUUCAAGUAACUGGAAAGUGAGAAAUCUGGUCGUGUCUAGACCUUUGCUCUCUGUGUCAGUUGUGCCCUUACCCUUUGUGAGAUUCUGAGGCCAGUGCUUCUUGGGUGCAGAUGUUACAUAGGAUGGGCGCGUUGUCGGAGGGAGGACGCGUGUGUACACGUGUGUGUGUACACACACUCAGUCCCAUAUAGUUGAGACUUCUGUUAUUUGUUUUCUCUCUCAAUGGAAGCUCUUAGCAGAGCAACACACUGAAAUGACUGUAGAUGUCCCAGCUAACAUCUCUUUGCUCAGAACAGCGCGCAGCCAGCCCAGUGUUUGACUUGGCGGAAGGGAAGAAAGACUCACUUGAAAGGGCAGCCUCGGAAAUGGCCGGGGAGGGUGACGUGGUGGAGAAGGCUAUUGUUCCUUUGGGGGUGUGAGUAGAAGCCCAUUUUUGGUCUCCAGUUCUCACUUUCGGCAUUAGAAUAUUGUUGAUCGGUCUGUGUGACCUGAUUUUGAGCUAACAGUGACAUGCACGAAGUUCCUUUAUCCUGCAGGUUCCAUUUUUAUGCUCUUCAUUUGAUGAACUGUUCAUCAGUGCUGCCUUCUACCAUCCUCAGCUUCCCGUGUUUGCACUCGGAAUGACAAAACAGUUCCGUAACUCCUGCCAUCCAGCAUCGUCGCAGGAAAGGCCUCUUAGGUGUCAGAGGGUGUCUGCCUUGAGCAAGGUGGCCGUGCUGGAACAUGGUGCUCGAUUCCCAUAGAGAGCAGUUAGCGCUGCUCGUGGUUCUGAGGCUCUAGAUAAUAAUGGCUGAUGUUUAUUGAGCACUUACUGUGUGCCAAACCCUGUGUUAAUUCUUUCUCAUGCUGUGAUCAAUAUGAUUAUAUUCCCCCUUUUAUAGGUGAGAAAGCUGAGGCUCAGGGAGUGGAAUGAGUUAACCAAGAUUACACAGCCGGUACACGUUAGAGCAGAGAUUCUAACCUGCACAUCCUGAUCCUCGAGCCCGUGCUGCUGACCACUGUGACGCCGUGUCCCUGAUGAACACCCUAACCCUGGGCAGCCGUUUCGGAGUGUUGUGUCCCUGGUUAUAGGAGGUACUGGGGACAGGAUCGUGCAGCAUAGUGCAAAUCCAUUACAAUUACUACAAUUGGUUGAAAAUGUCGUUUUGGUUUAUAAUGAUAUCUAAGUGUUGACACUUUUGAUGCUUGAUAGGGCUAGAAAACUAAACUGUGUAAAUAAAACACGUUUAAAAGAGUAACUGGGAGGAUAAAGCAGUAGCUUACAUGUUCAAUUACAUUUCUCUCUAGACCGCCCCAGGGAAAGUAGAAUUAUGGAGGGAAAAGAAAUAUCGAUGGGCCAGGCCAGGCAGAUGGACACUUAGGGUGACAAUAGUGAGUUAACCUACAGCAUAAAAGCUGGAAAGCCUGUAAUUUGCUGCCCAUUUCCGUCUAGCGUUCUGUUUUUCUUCCAGCAUUCAUGAUGUUUAAACGUCAUCUGUUGUUCAGUCCUUUUCCUCAGUCUGUUUUUAAAACUUCUGAACUGUUUUUUUGUACUCAGCACUCCACUGAAAUGUCCUCAGAGUCGCCAGUGGGUGAAUAUUAAUGCCUUUCUCAGUUCUUGCCCUUCUUGAUCUAUGUUUCGUACUGGUGAAUUUCCUCCAUCUCAACAGUUCUCUUCUGCUUUGGCUCGUGGGACCCUUGAUCAUUUUCCUCCAGUUCCUAGCCUUUCUGUCCACACUGAGAAUAGGUCCCGUGUCUUCAUUUUACUCAGCACUUUUUCUGCUCUCACUCUUCUGCAUUUUGAUUGCUAACACUUACCUUUUGUUUUUCAGAAACUCAGUAUUUCCCACCCUGUGUGUCAUCUCUCGACAGCUCCUUACACAGCUUGGUUUCUGAGAACAGAAGCCACCCGGCUUGUCCCCCAGCCCCCAGUUCCCUUUUAAACAGGCAUCGUGGCUCAGUGUUUGGACCCUGAGCACACUCGCCGCCCAUCGUGUUUCCCGCCCCAGUCUCUCCGCUCCGCACGAACCGUGUCUUGCUUAGUGGUUGCAGUUCUCAGUUUUCGUUUUGAGGCUGGGUCGUCUUACUUUUCUGCCAACCCUUCUUAGCCCUCUGUGCAAAUCCUUGUCGCCUGAGGCCCAGGUCACUGAAACCCUUCCUCUCCUGCUCCCUUGCUCUAGAUCCCCGUCCCGUUCGCGGCCCCGGCCAUCCUCCUCAGGCUCUAUUUCCAUGCCGUCUCGUUCUCCCUCAGGAACACCCAGCAGGUGACUCCGGUCAGAGCAGCGAGGCCACAGGUUCCCCGUGGCCUUGCCCUCCGCUUAGUCAGCCGCGUUCUCCAGCCUGUUCACCUUCAGCCAGCCGCUCACCCUUCCCGUGGCCUCCGGCAUCGUCCGUGAGCCCUUGCUCUGUGCCUUUCUCUUGCUGUGCUUUUCGCUUAGGUUUCUCUUUGGCCCCAGCUCACGGUCAUCACUCCCCUCAGGGCCUGGUGUCCUUUAUUCCUUCUGGUCC
Molecule: messenger RNA, 8592 nt
Organism: Pteropus alecto (black flying fox)
Lineage: Eukaryota; Metazoa; Chordata; Mammalia; Chiroptera; Pteropodidae
Gene: ZKSCAN8
Product: zinc finger with KRAB and SCAN domains 8
Exons: 6
Coding region: 2467-4200 (577 amino acids)
Biological process (GO): regulation of transcription by RNA polymerase II; central nervous system development
Cellular component (GO): nucleus
Molecular function (GO): DNA-binding transcription factor activity, RNA polymerase II-specific; RNA polymerase II cis-regulatory region sequence-specific DNA binding
Source: RefSeq, a predicted model, not a curated record